AUGAUCAUGAAGCCGAACCUUAUGACCCAACUGUAUCAACUGAUGCGCAAAAGUAUGACGACCUCAUCGAACGAAUUGGACGUGAACUGGCUUCUAAGUUUGUCAGUGGAAUCCAUAGAUAUGUCAGCCGAAUUAUUGUGCCUGGUGGAGUUGGCGGAGUUCAGAAAUGUUUGUUUGAGCUGGACCGACUUAUUGAAAUGUACCCCCCCUCCCACUUCUACAUCAUCUCUGAACACGGCGACCAUGUCCACGUCAGCCACGUAUGCGGCUACUCCGGCGGAUCUUGUAGGUGCUCCUUCCUCGUUCGAGGAACAUAUUGGAGCAAGUACGGCCGACGUGGACUUCGUCGGAUUUCUCGAAGCGUCGGCUUCCAACCAAGGGAUUAUGGAAACAUAUUGCGAUACCUAUACCUAUACCUAA
This is a messenger RNA of Macrosiphum euphorbiae (potato aphid), 420 nucleotides long. NCBI's taxonomy places the organism in Eukaryota, Metazoa, Arthropoda, Insecta, Hemiptera, Aphididae. The record is from the annotation of a GenBank genome assembly.